Messenger RNA from Podarcis muralis (Common wall lizard), 1899 nucleotides. The record is from RefSeq and is a predicted model, not a curated record. Lineage: Eukaryota; Metazoa; Chordata; Lepidosauria; Squamata; Lacertidae.
CCCCCCAGGCUAGAGGAAUGAAUGUUUCCAAACAACUAGAGGAGAUUCUGAUCUUGCCUGCUGCUUCUCAAGAGGCUCUCCUGAGGUUGCCUUAUUCUCCCCCUCCUCCAGUCUAUGCCCACCUGCUGCUUGACUCCGCAGAGAACCCCCUUGCUGCGUUACCCUAUUCCCAGUCUCCACUGAGGUCUCUCCUCGGUUGGAACCAUUUAAAGAGACAGAACAAGCGGCAAGUAGAGCGGGAAUCCCUUGCCCCGACUCCUGAUUGGCUGAACCGGUGUUCUGACGCAAGGAGGUUCCCUUCGUUGGAACGCGGCGGCGCGCAACGUUCGCACAAACGGCGCGGCCCCCGCCUCCUCCACUUUCCCUUCAGUCUUUUCUUCCGAUCCCGGGCAAAACCCCGCUUCUGCUGCACGAAGCGGAAACUCCUCCAUUGUUUGCCGCGGGGCAGCGCGGGUAGAGCAGGUGUGUCCAGGUGUGUAAAGAGUGACCUGAGGGCAAGCUGUGGCCGCUGUACAUGCUCCUUUUCUGCCUCUGCCAAUGGCAAACUCCAUUUGCCCUUUCUUUUCCCAAGUGAUAAGAAGAAAAGCUCUGACUGGAUAGCAGCUAUUACAUUUUACUCACCAGAAACGUAGAGGGAAUUCAGGGCAGACGAAAGAAAGUCCUUCUUCACACAGCACAUAGCUAAACCAUGGAAUUGGCUACCACAGAAUGUAAUGAAGGACACAACAGCAUUCUAUGAACUACGGUACCCAAGAUGCUUUAUUGCGGGGGAUGCAGCCUAGAUUACCUCCAGUGUCAGAAACUUUGUCCUAUGGUUUAUGGCUGGUCAUUUGUCCAGGAGAGCAAAACCACAAACCUGGGUUCAGAUGACACACUAAGUGACUAAGCCAAACCAUGGUUCAGCUCAGCUCAGCACAGCGGCAGAACGACUGGAGAACAGCAAAGCAGCCAUGCUCUCGUCUCCAAGAGCUCACACCUUCACUGAACCAUGGGUUGGCUUUACAGGAUGUGCAAACCAAGUCAACAGAGAAGCUCCUUCAAGGCCUUUCUGCCCACCCCAGUUUUCUGGGUCACAGGCAUGAUGGCACAAGCACAUGCAUUCAGUCUCUGACAGCUGUUUCUUAUAGUGAUUAAGGAGGCUGUAAUUUGGGGUGGGUUUAACCCUUUUUCAACCCAAUGCUUUUCCAUUGUAGUUCCCCCUUCAACAGCCUGCCCUCCCCACAAGACUCAGGGCAGGUGUUUGAAAAAGUUAACUUUUAUUUGGAACCCUGCAGUUUCUCUGCUCCACUCCCGCAACCAAUUUUCACUACGAGAAACAGCUGUCUAGAUUUUUAUUUUCAGUAUCUAAUAUGUACCGUAGUUUGACACUGAGGCUGUGUACACAUUACUGGUUUAAAACAUUGACAAUAUCGUUCUCUUUCUCAGUUCAGAUCAAACCUGGUUUGGGGGGAAACACAUGAAAAAGCAGUAUUUCAUAAGAAACUGCAAGAUAGAUAUGGAUGGUGGCUAAUGUCAUGUGCACACCACUUUCCCAACUAGCUGUGGGAGUUCACUGGGUGCAGUGUGCAUACCACCUGAGUCUCUAAGAUAUAACAGGAAUUUUUGUCGUCUGGCUACAAACAACAUGAUUCUGGAACUGUGCUUGUAACACUGUUUGGCACUAGGUGGUGCUGAUUCUUUGUGUUUGACAAGAGCACUAAAUGAAAGGGAAUUUGGUGUGAGACUCGUUCCCUCCCCAAUCCAGCAAAUUACAAUAUAGAAAUUGUAACACACAGAAACACACCAUUGCCAUCCCUUAAAAUGUAUGCUGUGGAUCUUUCCAUGCUGGUUGCUGCUCUGUGGCCAGCACAGAAAAUCAGCCUACUAGCCUCUUGAGACGUUAGUAAAAAAGCAAACUUA